AUGGAUUUACAAAAGAAACAGCUCUACGGGAUCCACUGGUUUCGGUGCGUACGCCGGCAAAAGAAGGACAAUGGAUUGCGCGAAGAGUGCCCAUCUCCUCCAGAAAUAGGUGGAACCGAGGCUGAUGAUGUGGUCUCUCAGCUCGUCUUUGAAGGCGUGGCUACAGCAGGAGUUCCUGAAAAUUCUGGAAUUAUGAUAGAUGACAUUGAGUUCAGCGAUGGUGAAUGCCCUCCCUACGAGGAAGGGGCCUCCUUUAAAGUGGAGCGAGCCGGACACUUCGACAAAUUGCCUCAAGAUCACACGACGCAGACUUCAGAUGGCUACUAUCUACUCUUCGAGUCUCCAGGUACCAAGGGAAACAAAACAACGCUUACGUUGCGAGAGCCCCUGCUCUACCAGUGCGUGUCGUUCUGGUACUUUUUGCCCAAGCUCCAAAAAAGUGUGGCGCUCUACGCUCAAGAUGACCUAAUAUCCGAUGGACAGGGUGUCUGGAAGCGCUACCAGUGGGAUGAAACAGUGCAAAUGGCAAUACGGUCAACAAAAAGGUUCGAUUGCGGCAACCAGUCCAUCACAAUAGAGCGCGUCUGUGACUUCGUGAAGGAUUGUGCGAACGGCGACGACGAGCGGAACUGUGGCCAAUGUGACUUUAGCGAUGGCUUGUGUGGCUGGAAAGCCGAAGGUCCCCUAAACAGGGGCACGACAGCAUGGCGUCGCCAAAGAAUGGGCGAAGUCGAUGGCUCCCCUACCACAGGAGCGUACGAUAAACCCACAGGAUAUUACCUUCUUUUUUCUUCAAAUUCCACGAGGCUGACAAGAAGACGCGGGCGAGCAAUCAUCGAUUCUCCGGUGAUCAGGAACACCAACAAAUAUUGUGCUCUCUCGUUUUCGUUCAACUAUCAAAUGAAUGGAACGACUAUGGAUGUCGACCUCUACAUGGUCGUUGACGGUUACACUUUUCCCGUGUGGACUCUCAGUGCGUUGAGUGACACGCCCGAAGAAGGGAUUUGGAAUCUAGCGGAGGUAGAAAUUGGCCGAUAUCGAUCAGAAAUCAGCUUUUAUUUCAGAGCUUUUCACGACACACCAGGUCAGCCUCUUUUUGCUGUGGACGACAUCCAGUACACAGCCUGUGCAUUGCCAACCAAGCAAGACAGCUGUGAUGACAUGGAAUUCCGCUGUGCCAAUGGAGCAUGCGUGAUGCAGUACGACCGGUGCGACUACGUCGAUGACUGCGGGGACAACAGUGACGAAAAAAAUUGCGGUGACCACCGACUGGGCUGUAACUUCGACAACUCUUUCUGCGAUUGGGUGCCUCAGGCACCUACGGAAAAAUCUAAACUAACCUGGAGGCUCGAGCGUCCAGGUCCGUUCCUUUUGCAAUCACCGACAAGGGACCACACAACCGGGACACCAGAUGGUGCUUUCAUGAUAAUUAAAUCCACGAAAACCACUAAAGCAACCGUGAUCGGCCCAACACUGGACAACUCAACGCUCUGCACCAUGACGUUUUUCCACGCAACGCUAGGAAGAAGCAAGCCGAAGCUCACUCUUGCUUACCGCACAACAAAAAAUGGAACGUGGAAGGCCUUGUGGACGCAGAGGAAGCCAAAUGACUUCUUUAACUUCAUUGAGGUCUUCGUGGAGUUGCCGAAAAUGGCUCCUUACCAGGUGGCCUUCAUAGGAGAGCAUAGAAAUCCUGACAAGUAUGGCUACAUAGCCAUUGACGACGUCCAGUUUUGGGAGAGCUGCACGACGAAACUAGGAGGUCUUCCAUCAGCCCCAGUACCAGCGAAGCCAUCGUUUACAUGUACUGAGCAGGAAUUCCAAUGCACGGGCAUCAGACAGUGCAUUCCGUUGUCCAAGGUGUGCGAUUUCAUGGAGGACUGUUCCAAUGGAGCCGACGAAUCCCGCUGCGGUGCCUGCGAGUUUACGACGGACUUGUGUGGUUUGGAAAAUGAGGAUUCCAGUGCCCGUUUUGGUUGGAACUGGACGACAGUGGAAGACGGCAAGAAAAAGCAAGGCUUCCCAAGUACUGACAGUCGAAUGAACAUGGAAGGAGCAUAUGCUGCAUAUUCGAUUGUUAACUCAGAAGCUCCACCAAGUAACGUAUUGAAGGGUCUGACUACGCCACCGCUAGGACCAAUUGCGCAUUCCUGUGUCGUCUAUUUCUACGCCUACAUACCUAACAUGCCCGCGGCAAUGUUCUUGUUCGGGGUGAGGCCUGACCCGGGCUUCGAUUCUCGGAGAAGCAUUGUGAAAGUGCUUGGUACACUGAGUGGAAAAGUGCUGAAAGGGCAGUGGAGAAGGGUGUUUGUGAGAGUUGGAAACUGGGACGCAGGAGCAAGGUUCGUGUACCUGGCUAACAGCGUCGGUGUGAGCAUUGACCGUCCAGAGUAUAAAAUGUGCCAUCCAGACACCCAGAGUGAAGGAGCCGAAGCAGCCGAAAAGGUGAGCUGCACCUUCUCAGAUCCUUCGAACUGUGGCUGGUUCCCCGAGAGAAAAGCAUCUGAUACCCUGUGGACUCUAAACGCUGGAGGAACUGAGAUUCCCAAAUUCAAAUGGCAGCCCUUCGACAGCGAUUCUCACAAAGGUGCGUAG
Messenger RNA from Rhipicephalus microplus (southern cattle tick), 2595 nucleotides. Its product is annotated as MAM and LDL-receptor class A domain-containing protein 1. The record is from RefSeq and is a predicted model, not a curated record. Gene Ontology annotation, cellular component: membrane. NCBI's taxonomy places the organism in Eukaryota, Metazoa, Arthropoda, Arachnida, Ixodida, Ixodidae. Gene Ontology annotation, molecular function: protein binding.